AUGAAGCGUAUCCGAACGUAGCAUUAAUAAUUUUUUACAGCGUCAGAUCACAGAUGAAUGGGGUACUCUUGUUAUUAUUAAAACGUAUAACCUUUAUGUUUCACUUAAUUUUUUUAAAAGAAACGCUUAAUUUCCUGUGUUACUGUGCAUUAAAUAGUGAAUUUGUGGAUGAUUUCGGCAACCACGCCGAAAUUCAGUGCCUAAGAUGUUCUGUUUGCAAGAGAAGGAGCUGCCACACUCCGAACCGUUUGCGGAGAAGGACCCGCUCGACGCUCAAGCGCUGUCAGAUUCGAGCGACGAUGCGCCGCCACAGAAACGUAUCAAAUACGACUCGGAACUCAACCUUCAAGUGUACCAAAUACCGACUUUCAAUACACCCAAAUCACUGUCAAUAUAUCCCAUGCCAUCGAACACAUUACCAAAAUUUGUGAACAAUCCCUUGAAUCUAGCAAAUCCUUUAAAUAUAAGUAGCAAUGUCAAUAAUGUGGUUAAGUCGCUGCAAAGUCGAUAUUCCUUGCCGUCGAAGCUUAUGAUCACUCCGGUCACAAAGAUCGAGGGAGAGGUGAUUAGGUAUAAGAAGAAUGGAGAGAUAGCGAAGAAGAGAGGACCACCGAAGGGAUAUAAACGGAAACCAAAGGAUUUGUCGCAGAGUUUCACGAAUGGAGCUACAUUACAGACGCAGAACAAAAUUCUGACAACCCUCUUAGCAACAAAUAAUACCACUGUCACAGCACUCGAAUCGGAACCUGAGGUUAUCGUCCCUCCAGUACCCUGUGAGCCGAUAAAAUUGCCACCAGGUGUAGAACUUGUAGAGUUACUCCUCGAUCCAGAAGACUGGUUCCCCACCGAACCCUACAGGAUGAUAUUCAGUAGAAAAAAGAAUCCCAAGUGGAAAAACUUCCCCUACAGAUGCGAACAUUGUUUCAAGGGCUACCGCGUAGCGUCCACGCUGGUCAGCCACGCGGCGGAGAGGCACGGCAGCGUGCCCAAGGAGCUGGCGAUACCGUGCCCGUGCUGCCCGCACGUGUCGCUCCGCCGGAAGCAGCACAAGAAACACCUCGAGACGCACGCCGGCAAGCGCCACCGGAUCUUCUGCGUCUACUGCCUGCCGGCGCGUGACCCAUCGGAACCGUACGUGAAGGAAUCUGAGAAAUACUCAUUCGACAAAUACCCGCAGUAUUGGUACGCCUCGGAGGAGUCAUUGCGCCUUCACAAGAAGCGGAAACACCCGUACGCCGCCAUGUUUAAUUACAACUGGUUCUGUACGUGGGGCGAAGUUCCGGCGAACAGCUAAGCGCGGUAGAAAUUUGGUAGAAAUCGGUAGAAAUUGGUAGACAUAGUUGGAAGUACAGUAAAGUGUUGUAUAGUGACUCGGUUUCGAUUGGUAGGAAUUUAUUGACAAGGGCAGGCGUGUCCACGCAUUUUUGACUGGCGUUCCUUUUAUGAAUGGCUGAGAACAAAAAUUUUGUGUAUAGUAGAAAUUUGUAGUUUUAUGAGUCACAAUUGAACGUUUUGUGUUUUUGAUUCGUUAUUUUUUUUAAAUUGUAAAUUGGUACACGAAAUUAAGUUUUUAAUAUCUGGUUCAUUAGACAGUUUUAAAUAUAAUUUUAAUAUCUUUUAUAAAUAAAAUCGUAAUUAUUGCCAUGUAAAGGCCAGUGUGCGGAAUAUGUAGUGCGUUAAAAUAACACGAGCCUUAGUACUUACGAUUAGCGUAGUGAUUAUCGUAUUGGUGUUGCCAAAUUAAAGCUAUGGUAGAAAUUGUAUAUAUUUUGGGAGAUUUUUAAAUUGAAAUUAACGAAAUAGCGAUCGUGCCUUGGAUUUUAUCACAUUCCAAUAUAAUAAAUGGAUAUGCCAAUAUUUUUAGAUGCUUUAAAUAAAACCUUAAAAUUAACGGGGAUAGAGUGUAAGUUUGUAUGGCAGUUAGCUUUAUUAUUCAUUAUAUUACUGUAAGACGCUUUUAAGUAAUUAAUUAAUGUAAAUAAUCACAAAUAUUGACGUCCAUUUAUUUUGCAUUUCCUUGUAUGUGCAGAAAAUACGGAGAAAAUCGUAAUGAUUAGGUUUUCGUAUGAGCAUGUUUUUUGUAUGUAUGUCGAUUUGAACAAGCGAAACUAUUAGCCCAUCUGAUAUUGUCGCGUUGUAUUAAUAUUCCACAAAAAAUAAUUUUUAAAUAUUUCUCUAAUAUUUCUCUAAGUGAUCACAUGAUAUAAAAGAUUUGUAUAGAGGCGUAAAUGAAUUAAUUAUGAUUAAAUACGUAAAAUUAUAUGGAAAGAGUUGAUCCAAUACAUUACAUCCGUUUUGAUUAUUUUAAAAUUUUGUAUCAAUUACAUUUAGAAUAUCCACAAGUGCUCGACUCAUAAUGGUCGACGAAAAGAAGAAAAUGUUUGUUAAUUUGAUAAAUCAGCGCAUAGUAAGUCUAAAGUUACUAAAAAUAUAUAUGAAAUUAAUACAUUUAUAAGCAAAAUAUCGUAUUUCAAACGAAAAGCAGUGUUGAUUGACAGAAAGUAUUUUUACCUAUACCUAAUAUAUGGUUUAUUUCGGUUCCAUUAUCUUAUCAAAUUUUGAUGUGAAACAUCCGUAGAAAACGCACGCACGCACGUAAAACAGAUUUCUGGCGUGGCGACGCAUGCCGUGGCGACGCGUCGCCACGCUAAAUGAUAGUGUAUAAUAUAUACAGUCUAUAUGCAGUAGUGUGUACGGUGUAAUAAUUUAUUUUAUCAUUAUGACAUAUUUAGUUCCUAUCACAGUCUAUUCUUUGCAUAUUAAUUUUAUAAAAUAAUGUCGAUGUUUCACAUCUGCCAGGCGUACCGUGACGGCUCACAUUUUUUUUUAACUGCAAAAAUCAUUCAAUUAUUUACUGCAUUUUAUAGAGAUACAUCUCUAUAAAAUGCAGUAAAUAAUUAAAUAGUGCAGAACCGAGACUAAAUAAUAUUUUUUUCUUCAGUAGUAGAUCACUCUCUAAUGCUUCGUUUAUGAGUCGUGCAAUAACGAUCUUUUAUUUCGUCACACACAAUAUUUAAAAGUAUAUAAUAAUAUAUAUAUUGUUUUUACAUUGAUCUCUAAUGAUAUAGAAUAUAACACUCAUAUUUGUAGCGUAUAUGUUGACAAUAGAUGCUAUCAUAUAUCAAUAACAUAUUUUAUAAACAGUCACAUUGAACUAAAUAUUUUAUUCACAAUUCUAAAAUUUUUCGGGCCUAGCAACAAUGUUGGUAUCGAUUUCUAUGAGGAUUUUUGUAGGUACAAUGCGUGUGGACACCCUAUUGGUAUUAAUUUAUGUGUUUUUUUAUGUUUGCGGAAACAGUUUUUCUAUUACAUAGGUGAAGUAACGUUAAAUUAUAUCCAAAAUAUAACAAUUUACAAUUUGAGCAAAAAAUUGAUUAAUAAAUCUUAACGAAUAAUAUAAAGGCAUAUAAUUAUCUUUGUUCUGUCCUCAGAGCAUUAGUAGGUUACAUAAACUUAAUAAUACAGAUAAUGCUAAGGGGAUAACAUUGUGAGAGACUAAUGCCUGAAGUAGGCUAUACAGCU
Messenger RNA from Zerene cesonia (dogface butterfly), 3522 nucleotides. RefSeq lists its product as uncharacterized. NCBI's taxonomy places the organism in Eukaryota, Metazoa, Arthropoda, Insecta, Lepidoptera, Pieridae. The record is from RefSeq and is a predicted model, not a curated record. The coding region runs from base 206 to 1294 and encodes 362 amino acids. The transcript has 6 exons.